GAAGUAGUGUUGCAUUGGAUACUUGCCUUCCGGGCAGAUUGUCUGUCGUUGCGGCAGCUGUAAAAAGGGGAGGCCAUUUUCGGGAGGCCAUUUUCUGUUAGUAGGAAGAGUAAGGGCUAGAGGAGAGGGGGAGAAAAGGGCUCAGCACCUCCCCGCCGAGCCGUGGACAGAGGGGCGCUUUUGGCAGGCGGGUGAGGUCGCUGAGGGCCCGGAGGAGAUGUUUUCCCUGUCCAGUACGGUGCAGCCCCAGGUUACAGUUCCUCUGAGUCACCUCAUCAAUGCCUUCCAUUCACCAAAAACCACAUCUAUAUCUGUCAGUGCGUCAGCUUCGCAAAACCAGCAUCGAGAUGUAGUUCCAGAGCAUGAGGCUCCUGGCAAUGAGUCUGUACUUAACUUAAGAGACCUUGGAUUAUCUGAUUUAAAAAUUGGACAAAUUGAUCAACUGGUAGACAGUCUACUUCCUGGAUUUUGUGAAGGCAAGAGUGUUUCUUCCCAUUGGCAUACAUCUCAUGUCUCUGCACAGUCCUUCUUCGAAAAUAAAUAUGGUUACUUAGAUAUGUUUACUACUUUACGUUCCUCUUGCUUGUACAGACAGCAUUCAAGAACUCUUAAAAGUAUUUGUUCAGAUCUUCAGUACUGGCCAGUUUUCAUACAGUCUCGGGGUUUUAAAACUUUGAAAUCAAGAACUCGACGUUUACAGUCCACCUCUGAAAGAUUAGCAGAGACACAGCAUAUAGCACCAUCGUUUGUAAAGGGGUUCCUUUUGCGGGACAGAGGAUCAGAUGUUGAGAGUUUGGACAAACUCAUGAAAACCAAAAAUAUACCCGAAGCUCACCAAGAUGCAUUUAAAACUGGUUUUGCAGAGGGUUUUCUGAAAGCUCAAGCACUAAUGCAAAAAACUAAUGAUUCUCUGAGACGAACUCGUCUAAUUCUCUUCGUUUUGCUGCUGUUUGGCAUUUAUGGACUAUUAAAAAACCCAUUUUUAUCUGUCCGCUUCCGGACAACAACGGGGCUUGAUUCUGCAGUAGAUCCUGUCCAGAUGAAAAAUGUCACCUUUGAACAUGUCAAAGGAGUGGAAGAAGCCAAACAAGAAUUGCAGGAGGUUGUUGAGUUCUUGAAAAAUCCACAAAAAUUUACUGUACUUGGAGGUAAACUUCCAAAAGGAAUUCUUUUAGUUGGACCACCAGGAACAGGAAAGACACUUCUUGCUCGUGCUGUGGCUGGAGAAGCUGAUGUUCCUUUUUAUUAUGCUUCUGGAUCAGAAUUUGAUGAAAUGUUUGUGGGUGUGGGAGCCAGUCGUAUCAGAAAUCUAUUUAGGGAAGCAAAAGCAAAUGCUCCCUGUGUUAUAUUCAUUGAUGAAUUAGAUUCUGUUGGUGGAAAGCGAAUUGAGUCUCCAAUGCAUCCAUAUUCAAGACAGACUAUAAAUCAACUCCUUGCUGAAAUGGAUGGUUUUAAACCCAAUGAAGGAGUUAUCAUAAUAGGAGCCACAAACUUCCCAGAGGCAUUAGAUAAUGCCUUAAUACGUCCUGGACGUUUUGACAUGCAAGUUACAGUUCCAAGACCAGAUGUAAAAGGACGAACAGAAAUUUUGAAAUGGUAUCUCAAUAAAAUAAAGUUUGAUCAGUCUGUUGAUCCAGAAAUUAUAGCUCGAGGUACUGUUGGCUUUUCUGGAGCAGAGCUGGAGAAUCUUGUGAAUCAGGCUGCAUUAAAGGCAGCUGUUGAUGGAAAAGAAAUGGUUACCAUGAAGGAACUAGAAUUUUCCAAAGAUAAAAUUCUAAUGGGCCCUGAACGUAGAAGUGUGGAAAUUGAUAACAAAAACAAAACCAUCACAGCCUACCAUGAAUCUGGUCAUGCUAUUAUUGCAUAUUACACUAAAGAUGCAAUGCCUAUCAACAAAGCUACAAUCAUGCCACGAGGGCCAACACUUGGACAUGUGUCCCUGUUGCCGGAGAAUGACAGAUGGAAUGAAACUAGAGCUCAGCUGCUUGCACAGAUGGAUGUUAGUAUGGGAGGAAGAGUGGCUGAGGAGCUUAUAUUUGGAACUGACCAUAUCACAACAGGUGCUUCCAGUGAUUUUGAUAAUGCAACUAAAAUAGCAAAGCGGAUGGUUACCAAAUUUGGAAUGAGUGAAAAGCUUGGAGUUAUGACGUACAGUGAUACAGGGAAACUGAGUCCAGAAACUCAAUCUGCUAUUGAGCAAGAAAUUAGAAUCCUUCUAAGGGACUCAUAUGAACGAGCAAAACAUAUCUUGAAGACUCAUGCAAAAGAGCAUAAGAAUCUAGCAGAAGCUUUACUAACCUAUGAGACUUUGGAUGCCAAAGAGAUUCAAAUUGUUCUUGAGGGAAAGAAAUUGGAAGUGAGAUGAUAAUUCUUAAAAUGGAUGCAUUGCUGGUUUUACUGCAAGAAUAUAUAAGUAGCAUUUCAGUAGUCUCCUUUUGCAAUGCUUUUCUCUCAUUCUUGACUUGAUAUCACUCAAGGGUGUGAAACACUUUGUCUCUUUUGUCAUGUUUAGUCUAGUUUUGGUUAGUCUCAUGAUGACACCUAUUGCAAGUUAUCAACUCAUAGCAAAUAUGUUAAAGAAAAUAAAGAACUGUUAGGAUUGAAAAUAGCUUGUUAGAGAAAUGUCAGUCAGUUAUUCAGUUGAAAAUAAGUAAUGAUUUCAUGGUUGGUUCCUCUACUAGAUGUGAAUAAAAAUUGUGCCUUUAGCACUUGGAAAGUAUUUUUACCUGGCAAAGUAAAAUUGUUGAAGGAGUGUCUUUGUUUUUAGAUAGUACCAUUUGUUGGUGAACCAUACUUCUAUUCAUGUCAGUGGAAACUUCAUUAAGAUGCACUUAAUUAUGUUCCAGGUUGUCCAUAAUAUAAAAUAGUUCUGCUUUUGUUUUUGUCUAUCUAAAAAUAGAGAACUGUAAAUGUAAAGAUAUAAUCAUAAUUUAAAUGAUUAUAACCUUUUAGAGAUGCAGCUUGCAUUUUCAUUGUCUUUUUUUAACAUCAUCAUCAUUCUUACUAAUGAAAUUUAUUUCAGAGCAGCAAGUAUUUCAUUAAAUAAACAGUGAGUCACUUCAAAAUCUGAAUUAUUAUAUAAUUAUGCUUGGUAUUGAAAAAAAAUUAACCCCAAAUCCCAGUCCCUUCAAAGUGAACUUUGAAUUACCGUGUUAGAAAUGGAAAGUUGUGUUUGCUUUUCAUUCAGAUUUUGUGAAUAUGAACAUAUUACAGGAUUUACAGAUGACUUUAUUAACUGAAUAAAAAAAUUUUUAGAGCUCAUUGUAUUGGUUUUACAACCAAAUUAUAUUCUUGAAGUUAUUUUAUUAAAGUUACCUACAGUUUUCUAAUAA
Messenger RNA from Canis lupus familiaris (dog), 3332 nucleotides. It is a transcript of the gene YME1L1, whose product is annotated as YME1 like 1 ATPase. Lineage: Eukaryota; Metazoa; Chordata; Mammalia; Carnivora; Canidae. Gene Ontology annotation, molecular function: metalloendopeptidase activity; ATP hydrolysis activity; ATP binding. Gene Ontology annotation, biological process: mitochondrion organization; protein quality control for misfolded or incompletely synthesized proteins. The record is from RefSeq and is a predicted model, not a curated record. Bases 218 to 2365 code for a protein of 715 amino acids. The transcript is spliced from 19 exons. Gene Ontology annotation, cellular component: mitochondrial inner membrane.